AAACGUGGCGAACUGGCGAGCUCAUUGCAUGACGAUUUCGCGCUAUGCCUACUAUACAGAGACCAUGUAGUGCUUACGAUUUGCUGGUAUGAAACCAAGAAAUCCUUGUAAGAGAAAAAGUUGGUGAUUCGUUUUUGCGAAUAUGAUAAGCGCCACCGCCUCACCUGCGGUUCUGACGGACGGAUGGACGUGUUUAUUGCUUCCGGUUGUGCGCUAUUUCAGCAUAAGAUAAACUGGAUUGGUAAUAGCCAACUUGGAAAAGGUGGAACAGCACAAGAUUUUUCUACUGCCGCAUUAGAAAAUCUGGCAACACUGAAUUUUUUAUCCGACAAAUUUUUUAAAACGGCAUUAGCUUGUUAACGAUUCAUAAAAUCUUUCAACGGUAUUAAAGCCUCCAAGUGCUCACAUUUAAAAGAGGCGUUUAGGGCCAGAACGAAAGUAAGUGCUCCACCGCGGCUAGAAUUAAAUAGUUAGGCGCUGAUAAGAUGGAGACACGUGUCAGCUUUAAUCGCAUUUGUCAACAUACUGUAAAUAUUUAUUUUCGCAAACUAAUUGCCGGCGGUCACGUAAAUGUUCACAGAUGCAAGCAUACCCCUGGGCGAUGUAUGUAUAUAAUUAUAAUUACAACGUAAACGUUUAAGCGCGCUUACAGGCAAUCUGUAAACUUCAUUUGCUUAUUCCAUGCAUAAACACAUAGUUGAGAGCAUAUCCUGUGCCGUUGUAACUCACAUCGAAAUCAAAAGGAAGCGCAAAAUGUCUACCACACAUCAGCUAUUGCUCACUACACUACUGACGGCGUUAUUUUACCGCGCCACGGCAGUGCAUAGCUGGGAUCGCGCGUACAUUAAAGAUUUCCUUUUGCCAAUGAUGCCAUUCGUACAACCACAGGAAAUCGCUUGGUUUAUAAGCGAACAAUUGAGCAAGACGAUAUACGUUGAAAUAGAAGAAUUCAUAGUGGAGUUCGACGACGAACUCAAGCUUACGCAGACAGUAUUGACGCACAGCAACGACGUGCCUUUUAUCGCAACGGAAAUGAAAAAAAAUAUAUUAUCUAUAGUGUUUACGAGCGGUCCAGACGAUAGUAUUAUGGAUGUACACGAUGGUGCGCUACACAAUCGUCACAACACCUUCAGUUUUGUCGUUAUGUUGAAUGGCAUAACAGAUUUUGGCGUUGUUGUGCAAUUUUUGCAAGAUCUUCGUCGACGUAAAUUUCAAAAACCCAUACUGUACUAUGUCGACGAUGAUGGACAUAAUCAAGUUUAUAGUUAUACUGUAUUUCCGCGUUUUGAGAUAUUGGAUCGUGCCAACUACCUUAACGAAUUACCUGACGAGUAUGCGCGCUUCUUAGCUGGUGGUUUGGAGACUAUGGGUUAUGAAAUAUGUACGCCAUUGCGCCAGGAUUUACCAGGCGUAUUUAUUGCGCCAAAUGCGUCCGGCGAAAUCGCAAGCUGGCAGGGUAGCUCAUUCAGUUUGCUCAAACUCUUUACGGACUAUAUAAAUGCGACGCUGGUGAGUUAUGAAAUGCCGAAAGAUCGUUUGGGUGGCAAUGUCAUCGACAUGAAGGCCGCCAUGGAUUUGUUGCGUCACGAUAAUAUUACUUUUCUAGCGCAUGCUUACGCCUUAUUCUAUGAGGAUGACAUCAUUAGCUUGAGCUAUCCCAUAGGAGUGGUGCGUUGGUGUCUCAUGGUGCCGAUUUGGAAUAGUGUUACAACAAUAUUUUAUCCAUUGGAACCCUUCGAUGACCUCACUUGGUGGUGUAUUGUGGUGGUUUUCGGUGCCUUGCUGUUGGUGCAAACUUUAUGUUGUCUCCUGCACGGCACCCACGAGUUGGCGGCGCGUUUAAGUGAUGGCAUUUUACGCAGCUUCUGUUUGAGUACGGGCAUAAGCGGACCCAGCUUGAUGGCGGCACCAAAUGCUUUGGAUUUUUUUAUAUUUACCACAUUUUUCUUUUACGGUUUCUUUCUCACCGCCAACUAUACCUCAUUGUUGGGCAGCAUACUAACGGUCACUUCAUUCCGCGCACAAUUCAACACGAUUGAUGAUCUAAUAACCGCAAAUCUUUCUGUGCUGAUUAUCGAUUAUGAAUUGGAGUUUCUGCACUCAGGUGGACUAAGGCUGCCCGCGAAUUUCUCACGUCUCAUCCAACCGGUGGAUGUGGCAACCUUCAUAAAGUAUCAAUACAGCUUCAAUACAAACUACGCAUACUUUGUAACCGAGGAAAAGUGGCACUUUCUCGAUUUGCAGCAACAGUAUCUGAAGCCGGGCAUUUUCAAAUUCAGCAAAAUAUGUUUUGGUUCAUUCUUUCUUGCCUUUCCCAUGCAACGUGAUUCGCUCUUCUAUCGCAGUUUAGAGUACUAUACGUUUCGCAUGCAUUCAUCGGGCUUGAUGCAUCACUACGAGCGCACCGCCUUCGAUUAUGCGGUACAUGCAGGUCUCGUAAAGCGUCUGGCUCAAAACCCGGAUUACACUUCGGCUGGCAUGCAACAUUUGUUUGUCGUAUUUCUUAUGCUCAUAACAAUGCAUGCUGUGAGUUUUUUGAUUUUUCUGCUUGAGCGUUUAAGCCGCAGAAUCAUGGUGAGCGCAAUCCCACCGCAAAGUGUUCUGCUCUCACGUGUGAGUACCGCAGAGUGUAUUAAAAAAUAAUCGCUAGCCAGAAAUGCUCUACUUAAGGCUCGUGUUGUUUUAUAUGGUUACUUAAGUUUUACUGAGUAACGCGAAGGUCUUAGUUAUAAUUGCAGAGCUUCACGAUUCCUCAAUAGCUUCUACAGCAAAAAAUUAAAUUAAAUUAAAUAUAUAUGAUUUAAAUAAAACUAUGAA
Messenger RNA from Bactrocera oleae (olive fruit fly), 2817 nucleotides. RefSeq lists its product as uncharacterized. The record is from RefSeq and is a predicted model, not a curated record. NCBI's taxonomy places the organism in Eukaryota, Metazoa, Arthropoda, Insecta, Diptera, Tephritidae.